This is a messenger RNA of Cucumis melo (muskmelon), 1099 nucleotides long. Its product is annotated as NDR1/HIN1-like protein 1. The transcript has a single exon. NCBI's taxonomy places the organism in Eukaryota, Viridiplantae, Streptophyta, Magnoliopsida, Cucurbitales, Cucurbitaceae. The coding region runs from base 17 to 865 and encodes 282 amino acids. The record is from RefSeq and is a predicted model, not a curated record. Gene Ontology annotation, biological process: defense response to other organism.
CCUUAAACACAUUGGUAUGGAGGAGAUAUUUCAAAGAAAUGUUAAGGAGUAUGAAAAGGGACAUAGUGGGUGGGACCAGAUUGAAAAUGGAGGGUGUAGAUUAAAUAUAAAUACCAUCUAUACUUCUACACACUCACACGAGAUUUCUCCUCUUAAACCACCACUCCCCAUUCAACACAAACGCUAUUUCCUUUCUUCUUCUUCUUCUUCUUCGCCGCCCGGAACAGCCAUGGCCUACGACUGCGAGAAGCACUGCAAGAAGAAACGCAAGAAGCUCAUCAAACUAAUCGGCGCAAUCAUCGGCAUCUUCAUCUUCCUCGUCCUCCUCACCAUCCUCAUCGUCUGGGCAGUCCUCCGUCCCACCAAACCCACUUUCUUCCUUCAAGACGUCACCGUCUACGCCUUCAACGCCACCGUCCCCAGUUUCCUCACCUCCAAUUUCCUCCUCACUAUCUCCUCUCGCAACCCAAACCGCCGAAUCGGAAUCUACUACGACGAACUCCACGUCUAUGCCAUCUACCGAAACCAACAGAUCACUCUCCGGACCAUCAUCCCUCGCUUCUACCAAGGCCAUAAGGACGUCAACGUAUGGUCCCCUUUCGUCUCCGGCACCUCCGUGCCGGUCGCGCCCUUCAUCAGUUCGGCGCUGAAUCAGGACAGGAACGCCGGAGCACUGAUGAUCCUGGUCAAAAUUGACGGCAAGGUUCGAUGGAAGGUCGGAAGCUUCAUAACUGGGCGGUACCAAUUCCACGCGAACUGCCCGGUGGUGAUAAACUUCGGUGCGUAUCCGGCGAACGGAGACGGGUCGAUGGUUCAGUAUAACGUGAAGUACCAAGUGGUUCAGAGAUGCGACGUUAGCGUUUGAGUUUUUCUAGAAAAGCUAAAAUUGGCUAAAAAUAUAAACGCCGUUAGUUAACGGUUUGUUUCAUUUGGGUAAAUGUGUUUUCGUGUUGAAUUUAUUGUUAAUAUUGGAAAGUGUAUACAAAAAGGCACGAGCGGGUGUCGGAAAGGAAGCAAAAGAAAAGGAAGGAUUAGCCAAAAAGAAAUGUGUUUAAUAAAUGAGAUUAAUUAGUGGCAAUGUUUGUUAAUUAUUCACUCA